This is a messenger RNA of Penicillium canariense, 1749 nucleotides long. RefSeq names its product sorting nexin 1. The record is from RefSeq and is a predicted model, not a curated record. Gene Ontology annotation, molecular function: phosphatidylinositol binding. Lineage: Eukaryota; Fungi; Ascomycota; Eurotiomycetes; Eurotiales; Aspergillaceae. Gene Ontology annotation, biological process: retrograde transport, endosome to Golgi; protein retention in Golgi apparatus. The transcript has 6 exons. Bases 1 to 1749 code for a protein of 582 amino acids. Gene Ontology annotation, cellular component: endosome.
AUGGACCUCGACACCGGAGCCUCCCCGUGGGGCGAUGAGCCGUCACAUUCCCUGGAUAGCCAUAGCAAACCAAAGAACGGUAUCCAGGAUAGUGGGUUCUCUCUUCCUGCAGCUCCCGCCCAGGUCGCUCCAUCAGCUGGUAGCCCGGAAGUUCGAACACCCGGAAGACGAGUCCCGCGAGGAACGCGCAAGAUCAGCGCACAGGCUACAAGAUUGGAAGCCGUCGAUAACACUGUCGAUCCGCUUGGCCCGUUGGGAGAAGCGACGGCCGACGCGAGUGCGACUCCUUCCGACGAGGCCCCCGCCCCUCCCCAGAAAGAAUCGCUCGCUGCUCGCAGCCCUCAACCGCCAUCAACUUUCUCCCAGACCUCGAGUGGGGCCGGCCUCGCGGACUCGGUGACCCUGGAAGAAGAUGGUGCUGGUUUCCGAGGCCCUCCGCCUGUGCAGCCCCCGGUCGAUUUCGAGGGACUGAAGCGGCAAUCGCAACCCAGCAUGAGCGUAGAGCAAGCUGCGAAACCAACAUUUGACAUUAGUGUGGGAGAUCCACACAAAGUGGGAGACCUGACAAGUAGUCACAUUGUUUACCAAGUUCGGACAAGGACAACGUCCAAGGCAUACCGCCUACCCGAGUUCUCAGUUAGCCGCCGGUACCGUGACUUUCUCUGGCUUUACAACUCUUUGCACAAUAACAACCCCGGUGUGGUUGUUGCUCCGCCCCCAGAGAAACAGGCCGUAGGCCGCUUUGAUACAAACUUUGUGGAGUCGCGGCGAGCUGCUCUCGAACGGAUGCUGAACAAGAUUGCCUCUCACCAGAUCCUCCAGCAGGAUGGCGACUUAAAGAUAUUCCUGGAAAGUGAAGCCUUCAACGUUGACGUUAAGAAUAAGGAGAACCGGGAGCCUGAUCUCGGACAGAGCAAAGGCAUGUUCAGCACCUUUGGUAUUUCGGUUGGCGGAGGCGGCAAGUUUGUAGAGCAUGACGACUGGUUCCAUGAUCGGAAGAUCUAUUUGGACGCGCUAGAGACCCAGCUCAAGGCGCUCCUUAAAUCUAUGGACACCGUGGUCGCGCAACGGAAAGGACUCUCCGAGGCCGCAGGCGAUUUCUCAAGCUCGCUUCAUGCCCUCGCUGCUGUUGAGCUUUCCCCGGCAUUGGCAUCUCCCUUGGAUGGUCUGUCCGAGCUCCAAUUCCGGAUUAAAGAACUCUAUGAACGCCAAGCACAACAGGACGUCCUCACUUUGGGCAUCACAAUUGAUGAAUACAUUCGCUUGAUCGGUAGUGUGAAGACCGCAUUUUCUCAACGGCAAAAGGCCUUCCACAGCUGGCAUGCUGCAGAGUCGGAUCUACAGAAGCGCAAAAACACCCAGGAAAAGUUGCUCCGGCAGGGCAAGUCUCAACAGGAUCGGUUGAAUCAGGCCAACGCGGACGUCGCCGAUGCGGAACGCAAGGUACACCAAACCCGACUUCUGUUUGAGGAUAUGGGCCGCUUGAUGCGGGGCGAGCUGCAGAAAUUCGAGAAGGAGAAAGUGGAGGAUUUCAAAUCUGGUGUGGAAACGUUCCUGGAGAGUGCCGUUGAGGCUCAAAAGGAGCUGAUCGAGCUUUGGGAAACAUUCCUCCUACGCUUAGAUGCUGGGGAGGACGGUGUUCCAUAUUAUAUGCCUGAACCAGCGGCCGGAGAGAUCGGCGAGGCUUCCGCCCCUGAUUCGGCGGCAUCAGCCAUUGAGCCUGCACAUAUAACCGAAGAUGACGCGUGA